This is a messenger RNA of Suillus plorans, 1831 nucleotides long. RefSeq lists its product as uncharacterized. NCBI's taxonomy places the organism in Eukaryota, Fungi, Basidiomycota, Agaricomycetes, Boletales, Suillaceae. Bases 411 to 1454 code for a protein of 347 amino acids. The record is from RefSeq and is a predicted model, not a curated record. The transcript has 3 exons.
AACCGGUGUGGAUACGAGUCGUAUAUAUAUGGAAUAAAACAACGCUAACAAUUGCCCACAAGCUUAAGCAGAACGAGCAAGGUAUGCCCAGUCAUCAGCUGUGUUCUUCGGUGUCCGUCCUGUUGAUUUUCAUCAAUCUCUAUCAGAACCAUCGAUAUCCACCGAGGCCUCGCCCUCAAUAACUGUGGGAAGGAACCUGCUGCAAUGGCCAGAACGAGGUUGUCCGUAAUUUUUUUAUGUUUCAGCAAAGUUGAAAUUCAGAAAGCGGCAUUUCUUCCUAAGCCUUUGGGGAAAGUAUAUCACGGCAAUUACUAUCAGGCCACGUAUUGGCCAUCUAAUCAGUUCGGAGAUUUUUGAUCUGGAUCACGCCGCCAUUGCUCGCUUGACCAUGACAAAUUUCCUAUUCACCGAUGAUUUUUUUUACCUCGCGCACGAAAAUCAAGGACAGAGAAGUACGUAUUCUCGCGCGGCCCUUCUUUAACCACGGAUUUCCCCAUAAAUACCAGACACUUGUGGGCCUGAUAACGUUCGACACUACCUGCCUCGUCCCAACCAUGCAAAUACAACUCUACGAUCAUGACGAGGACCUCACUAUGUCACUUGUUGGCCCUUCGAUGUCAGGCGAUUCAUCAAGUAUCACUGGCCACAACCGCCGCAACUUCGCACAGGGUCAAUGCUCAACACUGCAACCCAUUUCCACGUCCACUUCACAGGUCUUAGCCAUACCACCGCCACAAAUCACCACCAAUAUGCUUCCGACUCGUUACGACUUCUGGAAUAAUGUGUCGACCCAAUACCAUAAUCCGGUGUUAGGAGGUGCCAGUAUCGGACACUCUUCUUCUCCUGCAAUCGGGAGCGGCUACUUGGCUCCACGGACGUCCCAAAAGGUGUAUCCAAAUGACCCCUCUUCGCUUUCCUCGCAAUAUACUAUAACUAAUAAUCCGCCUUUCGUCUUUGACCCUAAUAUGCCCAACUCCACUUUUUCGCCGUACAAUAUCUCACCACAUCAAUGGCAGACUCAUGCCGCCCCUCAGCCAGGACCUCUAAGCCUGUCGCUUACGCCCAUGAUACUUCCGCUACAGGCUGCAGAAUUUACAUUUGUGAUGCAGCCCCAUGCAAAUUAUGGCGAACAAAUAGACCACCCUUUAAACCAGCCAACACUCAAUCAGCCCUUUCCGUUCGCGCCGCAUAGUCAUCCUUCGUCGUCCCUCGUGUCCUGCCAAUGGACAAAUGACGCCGCUAUACACUGCGAAUUUAUAGGGACACUGGAGGCACUAAAGUCGCAUUGUAAGAUCGUCCAUCUUUUUGGACCAAGCAUCACGCAGAUAGAAUGCCACUGGGAGGGUUGCGACUACCACAGCCGCGAUGACCCCACGGUUCGCGUCAUGCGGCGCGACUGCAUUUGGCGUCACAUCCGUGAGGUACAUUUGAGGCUGAAGAGGGGUAGGAUCUAGGCUAUUUCGCAUUCCCCCAACUCCCGCCACGCCAUGCUAUCUUGUUCAACGAAUGCGUUAUCCUUCACUCGUUAUUCAAGUUUGCUCUUACCAUCCAUCAAAAAUGGUGGUCUUACUGCUUUAUCCUUCACUCGCUCUUUGCUCUUGCUAUUCACCAAAAAUCCUGAUCGCACUACUUUGCAUUUCUCCAGCUUGAAUUCCGGCCAUACCACUCCAUCUUAUUCAAUGCGAGACGUUGCGCACAUAAAAUGACUUGUGUGUUGAUGUAAUGCCAAAAGUCUCUGAUUUUCAAAGAAAUAUUCACGUAUAUGGAACCAACGCCCCGUGAAUGUACAGGAUGUACGCUACUGACCAUCAAAUAACGAUCUGCCGAGCCA